Molecule: messenger RNA, 3028 nt
Organism: Sycon ciliatum
Lineage: Eukaryota; Metazoa; Porifera; Calcarea; Leucosolenida; Sycettidae
Exons: 21
Coding region: 356-3013 (885 amino acids)
Source: RefSeq, a predicted model, not a curated record
GGCAUAGGCAUAGCUUUGCGGAGCGAAAGAAAGGAGGUUCGAAAACAAACGUGCUGUGUCCAUACUUUGUACGCUUCAGCAGCGUGUUUGGACUUUCCAUAGACUAACGUUAUUUCCCGAGAUAUCGACGAAGAGGAACGUUUCGUGUGUAUAUCGCGCACCGCUGUGAUUCUAACAUCUUGCACUGGGAGCCACCGCCAUCUGAAAUACUGGACAACAACAUUACCUGCAACAACAUUGCAUGGCUGCAUUCAGCCUCUGUCGUUGAACUUGUAGUGUGUAUGUGUGGUUCAGAGCGUUCUGCAAGAGACGUACGGAGUGCAGUGGGGAGCAGUAUAGCGUGCUUACUGCUAUCAUGACACCAAUUCAUUGUUGGCUGGUAUUAGCUGGCUCUGUGGCUUGUAUCUUCUCAACCGUGAUGGGACAACAGAGAGAAGGCUCAGAUGAAAGUAUGUUAGCACCAAGGUUUUCUGUCAGCAGCUCUUCAGUGUGGUUUAUAGGCCAGGAAGAGAAGGUGUUUGUCGUCAGCUUUGAUGUGUCCAAUGUGAAUGUCAGUGUGCACUUUGCUGAAGUUGGACGUCAGCGAGCCAGCUGGUCACUAAGACUGGAACAGAAAGGAUGGGCGAGAAUGUUGUCAGUGAAGUUAUCAGAUCGCAUCAUUGCCGGCAACAUGCGUAACCCGUACAAGACGCACACUCUUCACAUGGUCAUCAUGGCUUACCGGCAGGACGACGCCACCAAGCGACCUCUCUACUCCUAUGUGCUGCCAGUACAGCUGACCUAUGCCACACACAGACUUCUCGUCACUACCAACAGAAUGGUGUACAAACGGGGUGAAAACGGUUCAGUGAGUGCAGUCUUGAUGAGCAGAAGCAUGCAGCCAUACCAAUCCAGUGUCUCUUGCACUGUCAAGGCCCGGAAAGGCACAGGACAACCGAUUCUUACACUGGAUGGCUACACCCCUGUAGCUAAUGGGCUAUUGUGGCAAGCUCAACUAACCACCAGUCUUCUGCCAUCCGAUGUUCACCAUUUCCUUGUCCAGUGCAUUGCUCGUAGUAAGCGUCCGUUUGCAUCGUUCAGCACAUUCACAGUUGUGGAUCACGAGGAGACAGACUUGGCGUAUCAAACUGAUCUCGUGGGCAGACUCAAGCCAUUCUACAUUUCAUCAUCGCAAACUGCCACCACUCUGGAGUCGUGGCUAGAAUCCGUCCAGGCAGUAUACCCAUCUUUGCAAGCAGCCAGUGGUACGUCCCAUUUCAUUGCAGGCAACGGACGUAAGAUCUCCGAGGAAAAUCUGCGUCCGAAUGGUAAGCUACCCAACACUGCCGGCUUAGCACAGGCGAUAUCUGCAGCACUUGACCUCGCUCCACCGGGAACGCAGGGCUAUCUUGUUGUGCAAGAUAGUCUAUCAGCAGCUACUAGGAAAGUUCCAGUGCCAGUGUUUGCCGACCUGCCAGAGCUGGCAUGCACAGCACCGGUACUGAAUAUUUCAACAUCUCGCUACUUUGCCAAUGAUAUCCUGCGUAUCACGGUAUGUGCAAGCAGUUGCUCGGAUGCUCCACAGGUUGCAGCCUUGCGAAUUGUGGCAUUCAGAGAUGGCCUUGAGUUUGCUAGGAGACAGCGGACGAUUCCGACGCGUGACUUUGACGCACAAAAUUGCUACAUCACGCAGCAAGGCACAGGAACUGCUCAUUCUCUUCAGGUGUCUGUAACUGCACUAGGACACGCCGUGCAAGCUCAACGGGCCACUUUAGUCAACGGUGAUGCACCGGUGCAGAUUCAUUUUGGCAGGACGAACUGCACCAGACACAUGAGGAGCUCUUCGUGUGUAGUUUGGCUUCAUGUCAGUCACAAUCCGUUCCUUGGCUACAUUGUCUAUCAGGUCUCCUCUGGGCCUUCCUUGAUCCAUGCAUCAAGUGGUCGUGUUCAACUCAAUGCAGCCGGACAAAUCGCUCUGAAGAUACCUGUGAGGGCAGGCAACCCGGACACUCUAAGAGUAGCAGCUCAGCUUCAUGGUUUGCGCUUGUCGGAAAUGGCCUUUGCACACCGUACAAUCACAGUUUCACGCUCACAUAGCAGGUCACUUGUCCGUAAGAACUUUGUGGUGCUGGAGAGUUCUGGUGAUACAGCUCAGUUCUAUCCCAGCAGUAAUGUGGAUAUCAAGCUUCAUGCCCCGCAGGGAGCAGAUGUCUACGUGACGGCAAGACCUGUUGCGCAAGACUGCGUUUUGCGGGGUGAUGACAGCUGCAUGGAUCUACGUCAGCAGCAAGUACAUGGUCAGCAAUGGGAAGCAAACUGUUUGAAUACAAAGAUUGUGUAUGCACAUACAUCCGACUAUGCUGUGAGAGUGGAAGGCAACCAAGCCAGUCACAAAGGUGGCAGCUGUGCUCUACAACCGAGCCUAGCUGAAGAUGAGAUGAAGCCAACCUGGGAUGUGUCAUCACCUGCAGAUAACUCCUGGUUCCCCAGAGCUGUGAAACUAGGGAGCAGCGGUGAAGCUACGAUCAACGCCAGCUUCCCAAUGGUGUUUGGGUCAUUCGUAUUACAAGCAGUGGCACGAACUACAGCCGGUGUCAAGUUUAGUAACUUGGUCAGCGUUCAAGGUAAACUGCCCGCACCUGCUGAUAUCCUGGUGAGAUUGGACUUGCCACAACAGACACUGCGUGGAGGUGUACAGGGACUGGUGACCUGUAAUGUACAAACCAAGGUGGUCAAUCUUCAUGGACUGCGGGCUACAGUGCAACUGGAAAACCCUUCAAACAUCCCCAUGAGAAUUUCUGCGCGCAGCAAGUCCGUCAACAUAUUGCUUGCAGGCCGACAUGAGAUUGUGUUUGAAGUCACAGCAACCAGUGGUGGAGCUGGUGCCUUGUCUUGCUCCGUCAGUGCAGGUGGCUUCACGUGGCGACACACCAACCCCAGCGUAUCCAUCCUGGUAAGUACAUGCCCGGCACGGUGUGCAGUCUUCUGUGCAUCAGUGUGCUGCUCAUGCGCUGUGCAUGGGCCACGCAUGUGAUAUGCAGGUGCUGUG